Eutrema salsugineum is the source of this 1303-nucleotide messenger RNA. Its product is annotated as zinc transporter ZTP29. NCBI's taxonomy places the organism in Eukaryota, Viridiplantae, Streptophyta, Magnoliopsida, Brassicales, Brassicaceae. Gene Ontology annotation, cellular component: membrane. Gene Ontology annotation, biological process: zinc ion transmembrane transport. Gene Ontology annotation, molecular function: zinc ion transmembrane transporter activity. The transcript is spliced from 12 exons. The record is from RefSeq and is a predicted model, not a curated record. Bases 328 to 1161 code for a protein of 277 amino acids.
AGAGGAAGAAGAUGGAAGGUUAGGUAGAAAACGAGAAGCACGCAAGGUCAGGCAUAAUAUGCUCACUUAGGCUAAGAAUUUGAAGAGAAAAACUAUCGAUUAGGGUUUUGAGCUUUCCACUUUCCAUCGAUUAAUCCCCAAAACUAUCUCUUCCUUCCGGUUUAGAUAUUCUCUUCGUCUCCGUCUUUAUAUACUAAAUCUUCGCCUUCUCCAUUUCUGAAGUCGACUUAGGAAUUUACUUGGAAUCACCAGGAAAAAAAUUGGUUGUGUGUUUGUUUUUGUUGAGGAGCGAUAAGGUCUUUCCUGUUCAAAUUCCUGUCAGAUAAAAUGGUGGAUUCCCAGAUGCUCGUGGCGCUUGGACUAUCCCUCGUGGGCGGAUUAUCUACUUCUCUAGGUGCACUUUUCGUAGUUCUUAGUGACACUCCCAAUAUGAAGAUGCUUGGACUUCUGCAGGGUUUUGCGGCAGGUCUGAUGUUGAGCAUAUCCUUCCUGGAUUUGGCGCAUAAUGCAAUAAACUCUAUUGGGUUCUUAAAAGGAAAUCUCUGGUUUUUUGGUGGUGUGAUAUUCUUUGCGUGUAUUGCCAAAUUCAUACCCGAACCAACAAUUGGUCCUUCUACUGACGUGAAAAGAAGAAAGAAAAAUGGAGACGAGGGAGGUAAGGACAUGGUGAAGAAGCAUCGCCGGCAAGUCUUAUAUAGUGGAAUUAUUACAGCUAUUGGCAUAAGCUUGCAUAAUUUUCCAGAAGGGAUGGCCGUAUUUCUCGGAUCAAUUAAGGGCAUGCGAGUUGGUGUUAAUUUGGCUUUGGCAAUAGCUUUACACAACAUCCCCGAGGGUGUUGCGGUUGCACUUCCUAUUUAUUUUGCAACAGAGAGCAAAUGGCAGGCAUUCAAAUUGGCAACGCUCUCUGGUUUAGCAGAGCCUCUAGGUGUAGUUAUCGUGGCCUAUCUAUUCCCAAGCAGCUUAAGUCCAGAAAUCCUUGAAGGCUUGUUGGGAGCAGUUGGUGGAAUCAUGGCUUUCCUAACGUUGCACGAAAUGCUUCCUUUAGCAUUUGAUUAUGCUGGACAGAAACAAGCUGUGAAGGCUGUGUUUGUUGGCAUGGCAUGUAUGUCUGCAAGUCUUUACUUUCUGGAGUUGAGUUUGCCUGAGACAAUGAGCUUGUAAGGUCGAUAAUGUCAUGUGCAAUAAUUGCCUCCUCAAAGACAGAAAUCAUUCUCUGGAGUAUAGUCUCUUUGUAAAGACAGUAAAACCUGUAAACAAAUGAGUAUUCUUUUUAUAAAUUCAAAGGAAUAAUCUGUUUUCAACA